Messenger RNA from Caenorhabditis elegans, 5188 nucleotides. It is a transcript of the gene rhgf-3, whose product is annotated as DH domain-containing protein. Gene Ontology annotation, molecular function: guanyl-nucleotide exchange factor activity. The record is from RefSeq and is marked reviewed. Gene Ontology annotation, cellular component: cytoplasm. Lineage: Eukaryota; Metazoa; Nematoda; Chromadorea; Rhabditida; Rhabditidae. The transcript has 24 exons. The coding region runs from base 1 to 4860 and encodes 1619 amino acids.
AUGAACUGGGACGAGGAAGAAGCCUCUUCCCUGCCUCCAUUACCAUCAAGCCCUCCACCGGAACCUGUGGAUCCCACACGAAUCACCUUCACUCUGAGCAAUGAAUCGUCGUCUCCUCGAUACGAAUUCAACAACUUGGUGACGUCAUCCUCUCCGUCGUACUUCAGCUAUCAACCAUACACCUCACCGGGCAUCUAUUUGCUUCCCGAUAGAGAGCAGCAACCGUAUUUUGGAGCCGAUUUCCAGACUGAAUCCUCAAUUUCAUGGAAUUCUCCAACUUCUCCACCGCCGCCACCAAUGAUUGUUGAAGAGGAGAUGAGAAGCGGUGGUGGCACCGCCCGUCCUGUCACUCCGCGGAGCAUUGCAAAUUCGUUGGAUUCGUUGUCCGAGUGUGCACAGCAUCAUCAUCAUCAUAGUGAUGUUGUAAAUGCCAAUUCGAAUAGUGAUCGGAGCCGGAGCCUCGGAGAUCUGUUAGCGGCAACAAUGCAAGACGGAAACGACGAUUCUCUGCGAAAUGGGAGUUACGAUACUCUGGUCACUACUACUACAAAAGGAGGAGGUCUAACAGAUAGUGGAAUUGGCGGAGGAUUGUUGUUGAUGAAGGGGGAGGAUGAAAUGGAUAUUAUGGAUGAUCACAAUUCAUCAUCUUCCCCUGAUCAUCAUCGAAUUCCGACGGAUAUCUCAUCGCCUGAUUCAUUCACCUACCCACCAGUAUCCUUCACAUCAUACGAUCCAGUUAACGGCUCUGGCUCAGUGCCGUCUUAUUCGAAUGAGAAUACAAAUCCUCUUGACUCAACGCCCCGUGGACAUUCUGCAGACGAUCGGAAACAUUCGGAUCUUCCAGCAAUCAGUGAAGAGUCGGAACACGAGCAACAAUCAAUUCAUAUACCGUAUAAUCAUUAUCCACCACAUUCAUCUUCUGUUGGUCCAGGAGCAGCUCCAGCUGUACGAGAAGUCGUUGAGCACACUUAUCCAAUGGUUCAUUGUAAUAGUGCUCCAUCGAAUACCGUAUUUAAUAGUGAUCGAAUUGCGCAUAGACGUGUUGUUAGUGAUGAUGUAACAGAGACGACAAGGCUGAAAAGAAGUGAAGAAUUGGAGAAUAUGGAUAAAGUUGGACGUAUUUCGUUCGAAAAGCGUUCGGCAUCUACAAAUCACUUGAGCAAAAGCCGAAAAGGUGCUACAUUGGUAUUCCAUAAUGAUCCAAAUGAAAAAGACGAAACAGAUGAUGAAGAGGAAUAUGAAGAUGCUGCAGAUGGAUAUUCAAAAGACAAUGAAAUGCUCAUUUUGGAGAAAUCUGGUGGAGAAGAACGAUAUCGAAUGGCUUCUGUGAAGAAGAAGAAUGGUUCUCCAUUACGUCAUUUUGACAAUCACUCUAACCUGACAUCGAUUUCAUCUACGGAACCACCGCCAGUUCGAUUGCCCAGAAGAGUAUCAGCAGUAUCUUCAACAUCACGUUCAUCACCUCAAAGAGCUACGGAUCAGUCGUGGAAGGAUAAAAUGCCACCAUUCGGAAUUGUUGGGCAUAGUAUGUACUCUCCACAAUCUCUUCCAUCAAGAGACGCAAUUCCACGUACACCAUUCGACGGUUCAACUAUUAGUAGUGGUGCAUCGAGUAAUAUUGGCGGUUCGCAGAGACAAUUCUCGCAUGAAGUGACAAGUCCCGAUGGAGACGAAACACCUGAUAGUAGAUACUCUACAUCAUCACGACUAUACGAAAAUCAUUCAAUCUCCUCACCGACUGCACUGCUCGCCGCCGAACUCACCGACGAUCUGAUGCCACUGUCGGAAAUAUGCAAGAAUCAUCGUCUAUCGAUAUCCUCUUCAAUUAAUACGGAACACUCUCAGUCUCCACCACCGAAAAGUCAGUCCGGUGGUGCACCGAAUAGUUCAUUUGUUCGGCGGAGUCUUCGGAAAAUCAUGAAGAGAGGAUCCGUGUCGACAUCGGCACUCGGUGGAGAUGAGGGUCUUCGGAAUGGAUCCUUGAAGCGGCGAGCUUCAAAUGUGUCAUCAUCGUUCUUUGCGUCGGCUCAGGAACGAUUAAGACCACGCGCAAAAAGUUUAAAGAAGCAGAGAAUUGGAAAAAACGCGAAAAAAGAAAAAUCCGGUUCCGACACAUUCACGUUUGGUAAUCUAUUCCGCAAGAAGCCACCAACAAGUCGUCCAAAUCUAGCUGACAUCAUAUCGGAUCUGGAUCAAAGAUCAACGACAGGGGGCCGUGGUGGUGGAUCAUUGUCGGCUGGAGCCACUAAUCGACGCAGUACAUCUGCUACAAUUCUUCCGAUGAGUUCUGCUGGUGGAUGCGACCCGACGACUCCAUUUGAUUCUGCGUGCUCACUUGACGGUCUCCCGGAUCACAUAUCCCGUAUGGUAUCACCAUCGGACUCGCCACAUCAUGCCACGUCAUCUUCAACACUGAAUGGUGCAAAUUCGAUGAGUUCGUUGUAUGUUCAAUUGGACCGAAUCUACGGGAAACACGAUCUUUUCGCAAAUGAUGAAUAUCAAUCAUGGCAUGAGAAAUAUCGUCAUAAUACGCUUUCAACGAAACAGGUCAAGAAGCAGGACGCUAUUUUUGAGCUCUACCUAAUGGAAAAACGUCACUGUGCGAACAUUGCAUUCCUUCUACACGGCUACCGUCGCCGAAUGCUCGACGAGAAUAUAAUAACGAAGCAAGAUAUGGAUGUACUCAUUCCAGAUGUACUUGAACCCUUGCUCAUAUUCCAUUUAAAUGUUCUCGAACGAAUAACGGCUCGAAUGAAGGAAAACUAUGAAGUUGGCACUAUCUCUGAUAUAAUCUCUGAAGAACUCGCAAUUGACGGUGGACAACACACGAAACUAUGCUGUGAUGCUUAUACUGAUUUUGGAGUUGCAAAAGAGAGAUCUGAUGUUCUAUACCAUCAUUUGAUGAACAAAAAUGCGAAAUUCGCAGAGUUUUUCAAGAAAACCUACAGCGAGGAGACAUUCUACAAGCACUAUGACUUCCGUCCACUUAUCACGAAAAUAAUUGGUCGCGCCACGAAAUAUUCAUUGCUUUUGGAGACAAUAUUGAAGAAUGAGCAACCAUUUAGUGAAUAUCAUGAUCUCACGAAAACCGCGUUGGAAACCGCCCGUAAAUUUGCCCAUAAAAUCGAUGGAAAUCUCUCGAUGGCACAUAUGUCCAUGAAAUGGGAGGAGCUUAAAGCGCAAAUUGAUUCGUCAUCGGCUACGACUCUUUAUGUAUCGGAUCCUUCUGUGGCGAAUGCUACGAUUCGGUAUACUUUUGAUCUGGACUCUCUGAACUCUGCAACAAAUCGGAAGCUUGUCCACCUCGGUGAGGCUCUUAUCAAAAUUCCAGUAAAUCCAGUCGGAAGUGGUGGUGGAACACAUUCAUCAUCAUCUGGAAAACAAGUUGAUAAGAAGGAUCAGUGUUAUAUCGUUCUUUUCGAUGAUAUUAUAGUGAUUUUAAUUCGAAAGAGCUCUCGUCAACUAAUAUUUAUGCAAGAUCAAGGUGUAAUGCCAGUACAAUCACUUUUAAUUCGAACAGCUGCACGUGGACAUUCGAUUAUGUUGAUUUCUGGUGCAAAACCUGUUCUUUUUGAAAUAUCAUUCCAUACAUCAACUGAUCGGAAGAAAUGGGUUACUUUAUUGGAAUUGGCACCGAAAAAUGUUCCGCCAGAAGGAAUUCGGAUUACUACGGGAGAUGCUGAUGGAGUACUUAGGGAUCGUGUUGCUGCACAACAAGAUGCUGAGGAUAAAUGGUUGAAAGAGUUGGAAGCUAUUUUUGACACCCGACUACCCGAAGAAGAAGCUCUUGCAAAAUAUCUGGAGACUCGUCUGGAAUUCUUUGAUAACGUACGCGAACAUGUCUCGAAUUUGCCAUUUAAAACCCGAACGGAUAUCUCAAAUCGUAUUCGUGAAGCUGUUAAAGGAAGAUUCCGAGAAUUACGGCGUGCCAGAGUUAUUCCGUUGAAUCGAUUAGUGGAACGAAUAACCGAAUCCCGUGACGCUGAUCUAUGGUCAUAUUUCGAUGAAAAAGCCGACGCUGCUGAUGUUCUGGAGAAGUCUAGCGAUCUUUCAGAGGAUUCUGACAAUUCUGGAGAUUCGGCGGCUCGCGGAGCAAAGCCACGUAGAAUUCAGACAUUCCACGGAACUUCACAACAGCCGGGAUCAUCGAAUGGAGGAGGAGCUAUUGAGUCGAUACUUUCAGAAAACAACGGAAUCCGACGUCAUACUACAGUACCCCGUAUGAAUAGUGAUGGAGGAUCUGGAUCAUCAUCAUCAGCAGCAGCAGCAGCUGGAUCUUCUACAACUGACCGUAUUCCAAUACCUGAUGACGUGGCAUUUGACGAGGAAAAUAUCUCAGCUUCAGCACAAGGAUCCGCUCGAGGACGUGGAGAUUCGGAAUUAGAUCGGAAAACCUAUGGAGAAAUGCUUUCGGAUCUACCGAUUCGUCAAACAAUGCGGGCUCGGCGAGCAUCUACAAAUCUCAUUAAGGAGGUUAUUUCGUUGAGAAAGGAGAAUCAUUUACUCAAGAAUGAUAAUGCUCUUACAAAAUCUCGUUGUGCCCUUCUUGAACGUGUUCGUGGUGGUGGUGCAAUGAUGACGUCAACAGCUACAGCAGUCGACGAUUCAAUGGAAAUGUUACGGAAAAAAGAGAAAGAAAUUCGUGAACUUCAACAAAAAGUGCUUGCCGAUCGAGAUGAACUUGCCGAGAAACAAAAAGCGAUAGAUGCCCAAGAAGAAGAGAUUCAGACGAAAUGGGCGGCUCUGCAAGCGCGCUCCAUUGAACAACAACAGUCUCCAAUGCAUGUGAGAAGUUCGUCUUCUCAUUCGCAAGUCUCUUCGCCGACUUAUAAAACGAGCCAAACGGAUGUCACAAUAUGACCACAAAUCCAACUUCCCCCGUCCUCAUCUGCAUCAUCUUCAUCGUCGUCGCAAAACAACACUACAGAUUGGUCACCAAUGUUGACAAGUUUGGCCACAAAAACCGAGACGAAGAAGCUUAAAAAAUAGGAAAUUUUCCCGUUUUUUUCUUGUCCCUCAAAAAAAAAAUUAUUAUCAUUAUUUCUCCAGUUUCUCCUCCACACGUAUUUGAAUCACAUUGCCCACAUUUUGAAUUAUAUUUCCCCCAUUUUUUUCCCAUUUUUUCCAAUUAAAAUUGGGAUUUUUGUGUACAUUUUCCACUUGGUAACUUAUUUUUACCCCCCCCCCC